AGAAGCAAGCAGGCGCAGCUCUCUCUCUCUAACCUUUGAGUCAGUGGCUCCAUGGCGUACGAACUUAAGUCGACCUCCAUCAAUGGUGUCAAGAUGUACAGCUUUGCUUCCCAGCAACGCUCUCUCGCCACCUGGCUUGACCCUAAGAAGCGUCGAGCGCUUCGCAAAGAUCAAAAUUAUAUGCAAAGGGUGGACUUGAUCCAGGACCUGAGAUUUGAAACUGCAACUACUAAAAUCAAGGCAACUCCUGACGGGGAGUUCCUAAUUGCAGCAGGUAUUUACCCACCGCAAAUCAAAGUUUAUGAGCUGAGGGAACUUUCACUCAAGUUUGAAAGGCACUUGGAUUCAGAGAUAAUUGAUUUUGAGGUUUUGGCUGGUGAUUAUUCAAAGCUUGCGUUUUUAUGUGCUGAUCGUUCUGUUUAUAUACAUGCAAAAUAUGGAAAACAUUACAGUGUGCGAAUUCCAAGAAUGGGAAGGGACAUUGUGUACGAUUGCUGGUCUUGUGACUUGCUUUGUGCUGCCUCUUCCCCAGAAUUGUACAGGAUUAAUCUGGAACAGGGGCGGUUUCUCUCUUCGCUGAGCACACAAUCAGCGGCACUAAAUGUAGUUUCUCGGAGCAAGCUUCACGGUCUAGUUGCUUGUGGUGGUGAGGAUGGUGCUGUGGAAUGUUUUGACUUGAGGACGAAAUCCUCGGUUGGUAGGAUUAAUGCUGUGGCACCAGCUGGUGACAUUGACCAGGAGGUCACUGCAUUGGAGUUUGAUGAAAAAACGGGUUUUCUAAUGGCUGUCGGAAGCAGUGCAGGGAAGGUACUCAUUUAUGACUUGCGCUCAUCACAUCCUAUACAGGUUAAGGAUCACAUGUAUGGCAGCCCGAUAUUAGACAUUAAGUGGCAUCAAACUCUUAAUUCUGAGGCGCCAAAGUUAAUGACCACUGAUAAUCACAUUGUUAGAAUAUGGGAUCCUGACACGGGUGAAGGCAUGACCAGCAUUGAGCCAACAGCUGGAACAAUUAAUGAUAUAUUUGCAUUUCCUGGGAGUGGAUUAAUGAUGCUGGCUCUAGACUGCAGUCAGAUUCCAUCUUAUUUCAUCCCUGAUCUUGGACCUGCACCCAAUUGGUGUUCUACACUCCAAAACCUUACUGAAGAGCUAGAGGAGGGUGGACAGACAACCAUCUAUGAUGAUUUCAAAUUUUUGACAAAAGAAGACCUUGAGAGGUUGAAGUUGACUGGUCUCAUUGGGACCAAUCUCCUUAGAGCCUACAUGCAUGGGUUUUUUAUUGAUUAUCGGUUGUAUAAAAAGGCAAAAGAUUUGGCAGAGCCAUUUGAUUAUGCUGAAUACAUUCAACAACGUAAAGGAGAGAAGCUAGAGAAAGAACUUGCACAGCGAAUUACGAUUAAGAGGAAAUUGCCCAAGGUCAAUCGGACUCUUGCAAAGAGUAUUCUUGAUAAUGAAGAUGCAGAGAAUGAAAUUAAAGAUGCUGAUAGCAACGAGACUAAGAAGCUGUCAAAGAAAAAGAAGGCACUUGGUAGUGAAAUUCUCAAGGACGAGCGAUUCGGAAAUAUGUUUGAAAAUAAGGAUUAUCAAAUUGAUGAGUUUUCACAAGAGUAUGUGGCUUUACACCCUAUGCCUUCUAAGAAGCAACCAUCGUUGGUGGAUGAACAUUUCAGACCUGCCAUGGAGGAUGAAGAUCAGAACUUAAGUGAUUCUGAUGCCUCCGCAACAUCUUUGUCAUCAGAGGAACCUGGCCAUGAAAAGAGUAAAGUGAGAAAGAAAGGACGAACUCCAAGAUUGUAUGAAGUCAAGGAUGAGCGGCAUGCAGAAGCAUUCUUAAAUCGUGAGUCAUUUGCAAAGGAGGAAUUACUCCCAUUGGGCGAGAGGGUAGCUGCUCUCAGAGAUGAUCGGCAGGUUUCUGCUAUCCCAAGUGAUGUUAAGCUGGGACCCGGAGGUUCACGUGAGAUUUCCUUUAGAGCUAGAAGCUCCGCUAAGUACAAAGAGGACGAGGAGGAUGAAGAAGCACAGCGUGGAAAGAGGAGGGGAGUUCAAUCGUUAGGACUAAAACAAAAUAGUAACGGAUUCGGAAGUCGAGGGAGAGGAGGCAGGGGAGGUAGAGGAGGCAGAGGAGGAGGGAGAGGCGGCAGAGGGAGAGGAGGGCAUCGUGGGAGAGGUAGAAGUGGUGGCUGGUAAAUUAUUUCCAAUCCGUGUACGCAUGACAGUUCAACCAAAGAUGUUUUCAAUACAGAGCGAUAGUCGAGUGCAUUUAAACAACUUAAUGAUCCAGGGGAGGAUUUAUGUUGAGUUGCGCCAUUUUUGUUGUCGUUCUUUUUAACCAGCCUUUAUACAGAGUGACGUUCUCAUUUUUGUUGAGAUAGUAAAUUGAGAUUAGGGGAAGCUCCAACGAGGUACAACGGCUAUUUAGCGUCUUGCAGAAUGCAGAGGAAAUGAAGCGGUAUAUUGGAAUUGUAUUUUAUAUUAUAUUAUCAACUUAACUUAUUCAAAAUAUUGUAAACUGAUAGUGGGCAACAGAACUGACGUUAACCUGAACUUGGAAUUGGGUUAUAGUUCUUUUCUGUUUAUCAUUUCAACUAGUCCUUUUGUGACCAGGGAAAACAAUGGUCACCUACUGUUAGAUUUAAUCCAACGGUGACUUCUGAUUAGUGCCUCAAUAUAAGAAAAUUAAUGCCCCUAAAACAAUUAAGGGGAUGUUUGGUAUUGUAUUCAA
Messenger RNA from Prunus avium (sweet cherry), 2719 nucleotides. RefSeq lists its product as uncharacterized. NCBI's taxonomy places the organism in Eukaryota, Viridiplantae, Streptophyta, Magnoliopsida, Rosales, Rosaceae. Gene Ontology annotation, cellular component: 90S preribosome; nucleus; nucleolus. The record is from RefSeq and is a predicted model, not a curated record. Gene Ontology annotation, biological process: maturation of SSU-rRNA from tricistronic rRNA transcript (SSU-rRNA, 5.8S rRNA, LSU-rRNA). Gene Ontology annotation, molecular function: protein binding.